Messenger RNA from Hibiscus syriacus, 923 nucleotides. Its product is annotated as cyclic dof factor 1-like. The record is from RefSeq and is a predicted model, not a curated record. Gene Ontology annotation, molecular function: DNA-binding transcription factor activity; DNA binding. NCBI's taxonomy places the organism in Eukaryota, Viridiplantae, Streptophyta, Magnoliopsida, Malvales, Malvaceae. The transcript has 2 exons. The coding region runs from base 140 to 892 and encodes 250 amino acids. Gene Ontology annotation, biological process: regulation of DNA-templated transcription.
AAGAAUAUUUUUUCCCUACUUGCUUGGGUUGAUUGCUUUGAGUUUUCUGUGAGAAAUAUUAUUUUCUUGCAGUUUCAAACAAUCAUUUCAGGUUGGCGUCGAUUGCUUCCACGCAAUUGAGCAAAAAAAACAUUAGUUUAUGUUUCUUGAUCUUCAAGAGAAGCCUGAAGAAGGCGACAAUGGCGGGAUCCCUUUGUCCGAAAGGAAACAUUCGUCGCCAGAAAGCUCGAAGAACGAAGAGAAGACGUUAAAGAAGCCCGACAAGAUACUUCCUUGCCCACGAUGUAAUAGUAAGGAAACCAAGUUUUGUUACUACAACAAUUACAACGUGAACCAGCCCCGUCAUUUCUGCAAAAACUGUCAGAGAUACUGGACCGCCGGCGGAGCCAUGCGGAACGUUCCGGUCGGCGCCGGCCGUCGUAAAACUAAAAGCUCGUCUUCCUCCGCCGCCGCCGCCGCUUUGCAUUACCAUCAUCAUGUUACGAUAUCUGAAGCUAUCCUUGGAGCUCAAGCCAGUGCUGUUCUCACGUUUGGUAAUUCUUCUCAUUUGCCUCCGCCAGCGGCUCUUUACCGUCCCGGCUUUCCGGCAACCUUCUACUCGCCUGCCCUGGGGAAACAUUCCAGGGACGAAGAAGACAGCAUUGAACCGGAGAACGGAGCUUCGAAUCCGAAAGCUUUGAGGAUCGACGACACCAACGUGACCGCGAAAAGCUCGAUGGUGGCGGCCCUCAUGAUCAAAACCAAGAACACCAUGAAUUCAGGAGGUAUCAUCGACGGCUUCCGAUCGAAAACCGGCGACGACGACAGAAAUUAUCGACUGAGAACAUUCUCGGUGCUGCAAGCGAACCCCGCAGCCUUGUUUCGAUCACUCGACUUCCAUGAAAACACAUGAAAGGAGGAGAUGGACAAUAUAGCUAAUAGCA